AUGUCGUCGCCUUCUCAUCUUAAGCACCAGAAAACCACCUAUGAAGACUAUGGUGCCUUUUAUUGUCCGUCGGGGCCUAGCCGUUUGGAACCCCUUGGCCUGCCUAAAGGCGAAAUCAAACUGCGAGGGAAGUGUGGCUGCUCCGAGACCAACAAACUCAUUGAAAGGUCUGAUGACGUUACCUCGGCAACCCCCAAGUCCAUUGAGCGCCCGUUAGCGUCUGCCCUAGCAAAGAACAUUGAUCAGGUCGAACUCCAUUUAAAGAACAAAGAGUCCGUCAAACUGGAUGUGCGCAAGCAGUGA
This is a messenger RNA of Dibothriocephalus latus, 303 nucleotides long. NCBI's taxonomy places the organism in Eukaryota, Metazoa, Platyhelminthes, Cestoda, Diphyllobothriidea, Diphyllobothriidae. The record is from the annotation of a GenBank genome assembly.